Osmerus eperlanus (European smelt) is the source of this 1215-nucleotide messenger RNA. RefSeq names its product calcium binding protein 2b (gene cabp2b). Gene Ontology annotation, molecular function: calcium ion binding; calcium channel regulator activity. Gene Ontology annotation, cellular component: cytoplasm. The record is from RefSeq and is a predicted model, not a curated record. The transcript has 6 exons. Gene Ontology annotation, biological process: regulation of voltage-gated calcium channel activity. Bases 384 to 878 code for a protein of 164 amino acids. NCBI's taxonomy places the organism in Eukaryota, Metazoa, Chordata, Actinopteri, Osmeriformes, Osmeridae.
GAGGAAAUUGAACAGAGAUCCAUGACGUUCAGUCUGAGGUUCCGUUUGUCCCCGAGAACUGGGGUUAGGUUUAUGAUUAUUUUCGAACUGGGGGUGUUUUAGCCGAUUUAAAUGACCAACAGAAAGAUUGGGCCAUCUGGGAGCAUCUGAACAUGGAUUAGAGGCUGCUCAGUGAGAUCCCCUCUGUGAUACUCUCAGCGUUAACAACAGGAUUCAGCCCAGGAUGGGACCGUUAGUCGGGUGUCCUUUCUCCAGCACACCGUGUUAAUUCAGUAGACACCGAGAGAGGGAGGGAGAGAGAGAAACGCAGGAGAAAGAGAGGGGGAGAAAGAGGAAAGAGGGAGGGAAAAAGAGUGAGUUACCCAACAGAGAGAGUGCAGGGUAUGGGUAACUGUACAAAGCCUUCCAUGAAAAACAAAAUGAAAAAGGACAGAGAGCUGAGACCAGAGGAGAUAGAAGAGCUUCGUGAAGCAUUUGUGGAGUUUGACAAGAACAAAAAAGGUUACAUCAGUUACAAGGACCUGGGCGAGUGCAUGAGGACCAUGGGAUACAUGCCCACGGAGAUGGAACUCAUUGAACUGGGCCAGUCCAUCUGUGGCGGCAAAUUGGACUUUGAAGACUUUGUGGAACUGAUGGGCCCCAAGAUGCUUGCAGAAACGGCAGAUAUGAUCGGAGUGAAGGAACUCAGAGAUGCAUUUAAAGAGUUUGACUCCAACGGUGACGGUCAGAUUAGUAUAAUGGAGCUCCGGGAAGCCAUGAAGAAGCUGAUGGGGGAGCAACUGACCAACAGAGAGAUCGAUGAGAUCCUCCGAGACGUGGACCUCAAUGGCGACGGACUAGUCGACUUUGAAGAAUUUGUUCGUAUGAUGUCACGUUGACGCGUGUGAAGAGUGACAUAAUAUAACAGCUGGAUAAAGGGACCACAUUACGCUGUAGUGAGAUCUCUUGAUUUGCUCUUAACAUUUUGUAAAUAUAUUUUCGUUAAGUGAACACCAAACGGAACUCUACAAAAUCUUAACAAAUAAAAAAACAUAUGGUGGCGAUCUAAAUUCAAACUACAGAUUAUUUGUAACAAAUCAAAGAUGUAUUCAAUGUAUGUUCUCUUUAUGUUCUUUCCUUUUGGAAAAAAUUUUUUUUUGAUAAAUUAAUGUUUAUCUCUUCACUGUAUAUGGUUGUAAAAAAAAGUUGUACCUGAACUGUAAAAUUAUUUUCAAA